AUGGAGUACCCUAGUUAUUUGGCGUUGUACUAUUAUCUCAAGAAUGGAAGGUAUCCUAGAGAUUCAAGCGAGUCAGUCAAACGUCGUAUACGUAAGCAAGCUGCCAAAUAUGAGGCAUAUGGAGGGAAGGUUUACCGCAAGACUGAGGUUGAAGAUGAGCUGGGUCCGGAAUUGCUGCAUGAAGGAAGAGUCGAUGAGGUGAUCAAGGCUGUGCAUGAAGAAGGACACUUUGGCGUAAGAAACACGUAUAGGCGUGUGUGUUUGCAAUACGAAGCACCGAAUUUGAAGGAUCGUGUGGAGCGAUACGUGAAGGCCUGCCAUACAUGUCAGAUUCGAAAACGCUUACCAAGGAAAAGAAAUGCACCCGCAAGACCCAUACCUAUUCGUUCGGAUCCAUUCUAUAUGGUAGGAUGUGAUGCCGUUGGACCCACUUUGAACCCAUCACCCUCUGGAAAUCGAUACAUCCUGGUGGCUGUUGACUAUUUGACCAAGUGGCCUAUGGCUCGUGCUGUAGCCAGGAUUGAUGAAGAAACCACUGCCAAGUUCCUGUUUGAAGAAGUAGUUGAGCGUUACGGUGUUCCCAAUUAUCUUUUGACUGAUCGUGGAUCCAACUUUACUUCAAGAUAUGUACACAACUUCCUCAAGAACUUGGGCUGCCGCCAUUUGACUACCACCUCCUAUAGACGUCAAACGAAUGGAUGUUGUGAAAGACUCAAUCAGACCUUGGUGAACACUAUUGCUAAGUUAGCACAAGAUGAAGACAAGCUUGACCGUUGGGAUGAAUUUGUUGGACCUGCCCUCAUGGCUAUACGUACGAUGCCUAGUGAUGCAACAGGGUACACUCCAGCUUAUUUAUUGUAUGGGCGUGAAAUGCGAACACCAGCUACUUGGCCACCACCACGUCAAGACUUUGUCCUUGGAGAAGAAUACUUGUACAUUGCUGAGCGAGCCGAGCACAUAAAGCGAGCAUUGGAGACGAUUCGUGAAGACGCAAGGAACAAGGCUGAAAUGGAAAAGCAAAGAAACAAGAAGCGAUAUGACCAGACCGUUUUGGAUCGUGAGAAAUUUGCCGUUGGAGAGCAAGUCUUGAUGAAGGAUCAAACCCCGCCCUCCAAAUUUCAUGCAAGAUGGCUAGGACCUCUCACGGUGACUGGAAUAACUGAUUAUGGCGUUUAUUACUUGACUGGACCUGGAGGCAGAAAGAUUCGUGGUGCUGUUAACGGUGACAUGUUGAUCCCUUAUCGCCAUCACAAACGUCUCAUUCCAGACAUACAAGUACGAAGGGCUGAACAUCAAUUUCAAGCAUGGUUGGAACGUCAAGAGUAUUGA
Lichtheimia ornata is the source of this 1329-nucleotide messenger RNA. RefSeq lists its product as uncharacterized. Gene Ontology annotation, biological process: DNA integration. NCBI's taxonomy places the organism in Eukaryota, Fungi, Mucoromycota, Mucoromycetes, Mucorales, Lichtheimiaceae. Gene Ontology annotation, molecular function: nucleic acid binding. The record is from RefSeq and is a predicted model, not a curated record. The transcript has a single exon. Bases 1 to 1329 code for a protein of 442 amino acids.